ACACGGGAUCGUCCGAUAUAGUUGAAUACAUUAUAGAUAAUGCUCAACAUCAGAUACUGGAACUUAUUCCUGCGUAGCACAAAAUUCUGCCGGACCGUGAAAGACCGAAUACAACUAAUUGUGUCUGACGACGUGAACGAAAUAUCUGGUGGAGAAAACGAAGGAGCAACAAAUACAAAUGAAGAGGAAAAUAAAACAUCUGGACCAUUUAGAGGUGAUAUAGCCGGAAAUGACGAAAAUGGAGGCGUCAUUCCUAAUACAAAGGCCGAAGAUGAAUUAGUGAAUUUGGUAGGAUCUAGAGCAGUCCUCACUUGCAAUGCUGAUGCAACUGCAAUUAGAGAUCGCAUUAAAUUAACAUGGUUGAGAGGUAACCAACUCUCAUUAUCAGAAGAACAUGAUAUUAUCGAUAAUAUGCUAGUUUUAAGAAAUGUUCAGAAAUCGGAUCAAGGACUGUACAACUGUAUAGGUAUUGAAUCCGAUGGAACUGUUGUGUUUAGUCGAUCCAUUACAUUAAGAGUAGUUGAACCUCCAAGAAUUGUUUUGAACCAACUCGACAAGUAGUUAAACGAGGUGACA
Messenger RNA from Aphis gossypii (cotton aphid), 576 nucleotides. RefSeq lists its product as uncharacterized. The transcript is spliced from 3 exons. Bases 40 to 561 code for a protein of 173 amino acids. Lineage: Eukaryota; Metazoa; Arthropoda; Insecta; Hemiptera; Aphididae. The record is from RefSeq and is a predicted model, not a curated record.